Messenger RNA from Colius striatus (speckled mousebird), 2245 nucleotides. RefSeq names its product MAX dimerization protein MLX (gene MLX). Gene Ontology annotation, cellular component: nucleus. The record is from RefSeq and is a predicted model, not a curated record. Gene Ontology annotation, molecular function: DNA-binding transcription factor activity, RNA polymerase II-specific; protein dimerization activity; RNA polymerase II cis-regulatory region sequence-specific DNA binding. The transcript has 8 exons. The coding region runs from base 54 to 794 and encodes 246 amino acids. NCBI's taxonomy places the organism in Eukaryota, Metazoa, Chordata, Aves, Coliiformes, Coliidae. Gene Ontology annotation, biological process: regulation of transcription by RNA polymerase II.
CCGCCUCCCGCCGUUCCUCGCGGCGGGGGUCACAUGACCGGGGCGGGCGGAAGAUGGCGGAGCCGCCGGGCAGCGCGGCCGAGGACGCGUGGGGGAAGCAGGUGGACACAGCCUACAGCGACAAUGGCCUGGACUCGGCGCUCUUCAUGGAGAGCACCAGGAAAAGCAGCAUAGUGUCGCGAGCCAACAGCAUCGGCUCCACCAGCGCCUCCUCGGUCCCCAACACGGAUGAUGAGGACAGUGAUUAUCACCAGGAGCCCUACAAGGAGUCGUACAAGGACCGGCGCAGGCGGGCACACACGCAGGCAGAGCAGAAGAGGCGGGAUGCCAUCAAGAAAGGCUACGAUGACCUGCAGGCCAUUGUUCCCACCUGUGAGCAGCAGGAUUUCUCCAUAGGCUCCCAGAAGCUGAGCAAGGCCAUUGUCCUCCAAAAAACCAUUGACUACAUCCAAUUCCUGCACAAGGAAAAGAAGAAGCAAGAGGAGGAAGUUUCCACCCUCAGGAAAGAUGUGAUGGCCUUGAAGAUCAUGAAAGUGAACUAUGAGCAGAUUGUGAAGGCUCAUCAGGACAACCCAAACGAGGGGAAGGACCAGGUGUCUGACGAGGUGAAGUUCAACGUGUUCCAGGGCAUCAUGGAUUCCCUCUUCCAGUCCUUCAACGCCUCCAUCUCGGUAACGAGCUUUCAGGAGCUCUCAGCUUGUGUCUUCAGCUGGAUUGAGGAGCACUGCAAGCCUCAGACGCUGCGGGACAUCGUGAUCGGGGUCCUGCAUCAGCUGAAGAGCCAGCUCUACUGACUGUGGGGUGCCUCCUGCCAGGAAGGGCUGAGCCAUCUCCCCUGAGGCUGGUCUUUGAAGCUUCUCUGAAUUAUUUAUUGCAUUUAACUACAAAACCAAAAGGAGGCUGUGCAGAAGUCCCCUCUCUGCCACAGCCAACGUCACCAAAUAGUUGUAGGGACUCCUCAAAGGGUGAGGAGGGGGAGGUGAAGGUGCAGAUUGAAUCGAGACCUUUUAAGGUGCCAGGGAGUCUUUAGCUCACACAGGCAGCUGCUUGCCUGGGCUGUGGACUCUCUGCUGCAAAGCAGAUCUACUGUAACCUCAGGCCUCUGACCUGCCCCCUUCUGAUCCCCAAGGAGGGGGAGUGAAACGAGGAUGGAUGCUAAAAGCAGUUGCUUUCUGUUGAAAAUGUCUAGGAAUAGGCUUCUCCCCCAGCUGUGGGUUUUCUCACACCUUCCUCAGAAGCAGCUCUUCCAGGGACUUUCAGUAGUGCAGAUGCUUUGGGGAAGGUGGCAGGAGGACAAGAUCAGCACUGCCAGGGAGACUCAGCACAGCUGUGCCCUCCCUGGACUUGCCAAAACCUCUCUUGCUGGAGCUGUAGUUCCCCUGGCGAGGAAAGGGGAGAGAGCUUCCUGUGCAGGCUUUUCCUGAGCAAGAGCUGAGCUAUGUCUGGCUUCAUCCAUGUUUGGUUUCCCAGGUGUAUCUAUUGCACAGCACUGCCACAAGCACUCACUGCUCCUCCUUGGAGCUUCUCUGUCCACCCAGCCUGGGUUGGGUUUGAUUGUUGGGGAUUACUAUCGAUCACUGACAUCAUCCUGAAGUGUUUUUGGCAUCAGCUUUGCAGAAAGAUGCCCCCCCCAGCACACUUCUCCACCCCUCAGGGUGCUGCUGCUGGUGGUGUGGGUGAUGUCUGGGAGGGGGCAGAGCUGAGGCUCCUCCUGCAUGGCAGCACCAGCAGCAGGGUUUGUCCUCUGUCAUCACCUUCCUGCUGCCACCCCAGGGCCCUGGAUAGUGAUUUCACAGCCUUUUUCUGUCUCUGAGGUAGCUCCAUGUUACAUGGUUUGAAUGCUGCAGUGUGAGAAUGAUGAAGCUCUUGCUUCUGCCCCCAAAUCCCGCAGCACAAAACCCAAGUGUGAGGGGGGAAGUUGAAUUUAUUCUUCUUCAGGCCCAGGUCUGGGUGCUCUUCCCCAUGCAGUGGAAGCCCCAGGCAUGCACAGCACCAGUAAAGCACACACAGGGGCAGCUGUGUCUCGCCUGGAAGGUGUUUCUUUGUGAUAGAAAAGGCAAACCCUCCUUCAUGGCUGAGCAGGUUUGGGCUCUGCAGCUGAUCAGAGGCACAGAGAACCCUUGGGGAUGCUCUGCCAGAAGCAGCCUCUUGCCUUGGGAGGAGUUUUACAGACCUCACAUGUGAAAGCAACGUAUUUUUCUAUUGUGAAAAGUGAUUAAAUCAAUUUUGCCAAGUGCUUUAAUGA